GUUUGCUCUUCUUGCAGGCUGAUAUUCGGUACGCUCUACCCCGCCUACUCCUCCUACAAGGCCGUGAAGACGAAAAACGUGAAGGAAUACGUAAAGUGGAUGAUGUACUGGAUUGUUUUUGCCUUUUUCACCACUGCAGAAACGCUCACAGACAUUGUUCUUUCUUGGUUUCCCUUUUAUUUCGAGUUGAAAAUCGCAUUUGUGAUUUGGCUGCUCUCUCCUUACACCAAGGGCUCCAGUGUCCUCUACAGGAAGUUUGUGCACCCAACGCUCUCCAAUAAGGAGAAGGAAAUUGAUGAAUACAUUACUCAGGCUCGUGACAAAAGCUAUGAAACCAUGAUGCGAGUUGGCAAAAGAGGAUUAAACCUGGCUGCAAAUGCAGCAGUUACCGCAGCUGCAAAGGGCCAAGGAGUUUUGUCUGAGAAGUUACGAAGUUUCAGCAUGCAGGAUCUCACUCUGAUCCGGGAUGAAGAUGCUGUGCAUUUGCAAAGCCACGAGUCACAGCUUCGCCCCUCUGGAGGAAGUCUCCUUGAAACUAUUGAAGAUUCAGGAGAAGAGAGUGGUGUGGCACAGAGACCUAAUGGAACCCCAUCAGAGAUUAGAACAGACCCAUCAGAUGAAGAUGCAGGAGACAAACUGCCAAAACGUACACAGAGCCUCAAAGCUCCUAAGAAGAUGACAAAAUCUGAGCUGCCUGUAAAAAGUGUGAAAGCCCGCCCUAAGAAGAAAGCUUCAGGUUCUCUUACUUCUGGAGAGUCAUCCUAAGGAGACCUCCCCUCCACGACGCCUGUCUCUGUCCCAGGAUUUGCCUGUAGCUUUUGAGUGGAAACUCUCCUAAGGAAGGGAGCUGAGAUUAAUGUACAUAACAGAUACUGCUUUGUAGAGCUCGUUCUAAGGUCAAGGGGGGAAGCUGGGAUUCAGAACGUGGAAUAGAGGAUGCACAUCCUCAGGAAUUUUCUCCUUUUCAUCCCCCUCUUGGAGAAAGUGCUAAUGUGUCUGUACAUAACCUGUUGCUUUGAAAUUCCCUCCGUAUAAUCCUAGCUGGAGAGAAUCUUGAUGAGGAGAACUGACUAGGGCUAGAGAUACCUGUUGCACUGAUGCUGGAAAAAUAAUUAGACAAUGGAGUUCUUCGGGGUUGGGUGGCUCCCCACAUUGUCUUAUUUUGCUCUGGGUAUCCUUCUGCAGCUGUGUUAAGAAGUGCCCACGACGAUUCAUCCGUCUUAAGAACGGACCACAACUAUCAUGUCCAUCCCCUUCCAGAAGGUGACUUAAAUGAUGUAUGCUGAGUGCUUUUGAAUGUAAAGGACUCGCUCAUGGGAGGAGUAAACCAGAUUAUGGAUUUUAGUACUGGAAGAUGAGCUUGUUUUUAUUUUUCUAAAAGGUUAGUGAGGAAAUUAGUAAGCUUAGUUAUGAAGAAAAUGUGCUGCUGUCUGCAUACAUGAAGGAGCAGAUACAGAUAUCUACGGGUGUUAACUAUUGAGAAGGAAAGGUGAUCAUUCAUAAGAUUUUGAGAUUUUGGCAAUUUUCUUUCUUUCUUUUUUUUUUUUAAAGCUACUUGAGUUUUAAAUUUUGUUUCUGUUAUUCACUUUGAUUUCUGUAAAAUCGUCAGUGAGAAGAUUUCCAUGUAGUGGGAAAAGCAGUAAAGCAGUCAGGGGGAAUGUUGCUUUGCCAGUUAUUGAAUUCUGUGUCACAAUGAUGCUUUUCUACAGACUAAUUCUUACUUUCUUGCAGAUUUCUAGGGAAAAUCUGACUCACUGUAGUCUGCAGACAUACUAGAGAAUUCCAGAAGCCCUUGUCUUUCAGCUUUAGGAGAUCUAUUCUCAGAGUACAAGAACAGACAAAUAGCUGAUGUACGACCUUGUCUAAUUGCAGAAUUCAAUUUAUGGAGGAUAAAAGUGGGGUGGGGUGACUAGGACUCACUACUCUGCUUUAUCAGUCAUCUUGCUUUAUCCUACUCCAGCUCUUGCACAAAUUUUCUUUUUUGACCAUUAGCCACGUUUAUCAAUGUUCUGAGACUUGAGUAACAUCCAAUGCUUAUAACAGAAUUACAUUCUAUGUAGAAUAUAUGUUGUGGGAGUGAAACUGCAGAGAAAAGAUGAAUAGAAAUGUGUAAUUCUCCUGUUGUUGAGUUCUGUAAUGGGGGAGCACCAUCACAGAGAGCACACGAUGCAGACAUUUGCUGCUUGUGUCUCUUCCUGUAUAUUUCUCAAAUUACAGUAGAUUCAUCACAGAGACCCAACAUUUUGUUAUUGACAAUGUAUAGAAGCCCUGCUGUAAGAUUCCGCAAAUAUUUCUGUCCUAAAGAAUAGCCCUUCGGAAGUUUGUAAAGUUGAAGACUGAGGCUGAAUUUUUUUAUUUCAUAUUGUCUUGAUGGCAAAUUGUUAUGAAUUACCUACUGUUUGGGGAAAACAAUUAAGUUGUUUUUACUUUUCUUUGUUGCUUUUAAAAUUUUAAACCUUGAUUGACUAUGUUAAAAAAGUUGUAUCUUGUCAUAAGUACUUGUCCUAAAGUAUGCACAAAUUCUUACCCAGGAUCCAGUAGAAAAUCUUUGAUUUGACUUUGGGAUUUGAGCUGGAGAGGCAAAGGGUGGAAGGGGAAGUAGAAAGUGUUCGUUUUUUCUUCUGUUAGAAAACACUGUAUUCAUGCCUCACUAGUACAUGGAAUGGCAAGUACUACAGCAAGAAUUCUCUCUGUUCCCAGUGGAAAUACCUCUCCUUAUUGAAUAUGAGGAAGAGUAAGUUGUGAAGAAUUGUCCUAGAGUUUCUUGUACUGAACAAGACAAACUAUUAUUCUCUGUACUCAAAAUACCUCUAUACCAUAUUUCUGUAUUUUUCUUUUCCAACUAAAAAUCUCCAUGGCAAAUUAUUCAUCUAAAUCAUUGCGAGGGAGUGGAUUUGGAGGCAAAGAAUUAGUUAGCCUGUCCUUAUGCUAAUCUUUCUGCCUUCUUGUGCAUAUGCUUUGAUUGAUAGUCUCGAAUUAUUUGGUUUUCAUACAGUGACUUUCCAGAAUGCUUUCUAGAUUCAGUUCAUCUGCAGUAACUUGUCCUGCUUUUAAUUGCAAGAAGAAUUUCUGAAGACUCAAUUGUGGUGUUUGGAUUUGCUUUUAUCCUCCUGAACUAGAUGCUUUACCAAGUAUCUUUUACUUAACAUUGAUGCUUGAUAUCAUAGCCUUUGGGUAAGCAUGGGUCAAUCACUCUGACUUCUUGUAUAGGGAGAUUAAAUUAUUUCUUUUUUUAAUUGAGAAUCUGGAGUAGUUACAGGCUACGUGGAGUGUGUGAGAUACAAAGCUGAUAAUGUUAGGCAGCAGAACUUAAUCCAGAGCAAGAGAAUGUCUUAGUAUGGACACUUCCAUACUUUUCUUCUUCCAGUACAAAUGCGACUGCUAGAUUUCGCUCUGCUUGGUUAAAGCCUCUGGCAGAUCUGCCACGACUCUUAGUGAGUUCCUAGAUAUAGUUCUGCAUUGGAUGACAUGCUCUUGCAUAGAAAUUCUCUUGCUAAUGAGAGUGCUGAAUGUGCUGUUUUGGUAAAAUGCUUUUAACAGCCGUUGUUCAAUGUUUUCAUCAGGAAAUGCUGGAAUGUAGUUUCUAUUCAGUAUCUUCUGUGAGCUUGAUUGUGCAAUUAAGCAAACGGUUAAAUCCGUACCUAGCAGUAGAACCCACUGAGUUCCGUAAGCAUUUAUACCUCUUUCCUCAUAACAUAAUUUCCUCUGGACACAGAAAGAAACACAGAAAGAGAUUUCUAGAGAACCCUGAAUUUCCAGAAAUCUAUACUUUUGAAUUUUAUUUCUCUAUUACCAUCUUGAUUGGCAGGAAAUGUGUGCCUUGGGAGGAAAUUGAGGUGGUUAUGGAACAUGCUGUUAGUUCUCUGGCCGCACAGAGCAUUGUAUGAAGGUAGCUUGUGUGUUAACUAUGUAGUGUCAAUGAGCCUGAGAGCAACUGUUGAGCUGUUCUGAGUUUUUCUGUCUUCCAAACUUGCAUGCAAUUCUAGAAAGUAUAGGUUAUUGCCUAAGAGAGAAAUCCGGAAAGAGGAAGAAAAUUCUUAUCCUUCUUUCUGAUGAAGACAUUGCAUUAACAUAUUACUCUGCUGUUUGCUGGGGAGAUGCUGAAUGACAUUCCUCUAUGUAAUUUUUCAGUUUUAGAGAUGUUCUUAGAUUCCUUUUGGGAACCACCAGGCUGACGCAUCUUGUGCUGCUCUCUGAGUUGCCCUUUGAACGCACAUGGAAAACCUGCAAAAUGUUCUUGAGGCUGUGUGAGUUCAGAGAAUGGUUGAGUUUGGAAGGGGAUCUCUGCAAGUCAUCUGGUCUAACAGGCCUGCUUGAGCAGGGCUACCUAGAGCUGGUUGCCCAAGUGUUAUACAUGGUCUGGAGCCUACUGAAUUUAAUGUUUUGUUAAUGGUUGAAUUUAAUGUUUUUGUAUAUGCAUAAAUGCACAUGCAGCAUGGAAAUGUACGUUAGGGUUAACAAGGAGAAAGGAUCGGUGAAGAGUCACCUUUCAUCUGGAAUUUGGCACUAUUACAAGAUGCUGUAUACCGCUCAGUUUUAUGUUGUUUCUAGGGUGCUGCUAUGAAGCCUAAUGGCUUCACAUGAGAAGAGAUCUUAAGGAGUGUGCAGAGUAACUUGUGGGAACAAAUAGAUUGAAGGUUAAUGAAGACAAUAAGCUUUCACAGCAGCAAAGAACCUGUCUUGUGAGAUAGGGUAGGGUGGAAAAUGGGCUAUGUGCAGUACAGAUUUGUCUAGGAAAUAGUGACAACUUUUUUCUGAACCUCUGACCUUACUUCAGCUCUGCACUUUACAAAUUGGAAUCUGAUUUCUGUCUUACAUAAACCAUCCACCUUUCUAAGCUGGGUUUGACCUAUGUAUAUUUAGAUUCUUGAACCUUUCAUCACUUCGGAACCAUAGAGUUUGAAUUUUUCCUCAGUGGUCAGUUGGACUGUGGAAAGUACCUGAUAAAUAUCAAGCACUUUGUUGUAGACAUCUCAUACUGGGAAAACACUAGCAAGUAGCUCCAGGGGAUGGGUUAAUCUGGGAAACUUAAUGCACAAACAAAGCCUGUGUUUUGCACCUACUAAAUGCUGGAUUUUGCUACAGCCAUCUACCAGUUAUCUGUAGAAUCUCAAAAAUUCCAUGUCAUAAUUGUCAGUGUUCUGUUUGUAAAGAAAAACUGGAAUCACAAUAACAUGAAGUGAAAAGAAACAGUGAUAAGCACGCUUUUUAUUUUGUUUUGUUUUUCCUGGUAAUUAGGUUGUAGCUGCUGCUUGUCCUAAACUUUUUUCUAUGAACACAUAACAAGCAAGUCUUUAUUUUCUUGCUCUAUUUCUCAGCUCUGACACCCUAGGAGUAACGUUUGUGAGAAGAUGCAAGAUUGAACAUACUUUCGGUGUCCUAUAGGCAGAGUUUCAUAAAAUGGGCAACUUUCUGAGCUGUAUCUGAAAUGUUUGCUGCUACUGAAAUGCAGUGCUAAACUGACUAAUCAAAGAUAAGAAAUUUAGUCAUAGUCUUUGCAGCAGGUCAGAAAGGGAGAGCUUUGCUAAAUGGCAAACAAAUGUUGGCAGUACUGCCAGAGUACGUUUCGUAGCAGUAUUGUAGGAAUAACAGCUUGGGUAUGCAUUAAGUGAGUAUCAAUACACAGUAGUUGACUUGCAGAAAAAUUUAACCGUCUGAUUUGCCUUGUUUCUUGACAAGGAAGAUUAGCCUAGCUCAUCCAUGCAAAUAAACUGUGUAUAGGUGUCUAUACUCUGUAUUUAAACAGUGGGCAAUUACAACAUGUUUAAAGAAACUUUCUUUGUUUGCUUUUUUCCUCUCCACCCAUUCAGACAAAAGAGGGAAAAAAAAAAAA
Molecule: messenger RNA, 5833 nt
Organism: Meleagris gallopavo (turkey)
Lineage: Eukaryota; Metazoa; Chordata; Aves; Galliformes; Phasianidae
Source: RefSeq, a predicted model, not a curated record